Molecule: messenger RNA, 1098 nt
Organism: Pedinophyceae sp. YPF-701
Lineage: Eukaryota; Viridiplantae; Chlorophyta; Pedinophyceae
Source: the annotation of a GenBank genome assembly
AUGGCGUCGAACGGCCUCCGCGCCGCGGGCGGCAUCGCGAAGAAGAAGGCGGCUAAGGUCGCACAAGGGUUCGCGAACAUCGAGUUCAAGAAGUCGUUCGGGCAGCACAUUCUGAAGAACCCGCUCGUCGUCCAGUCCAUCGUCGACAAGGCGGGCGUCAAGAGCACCGACACCGUCCUCGAGAUUGGCCCCGGGACGGGCAACCUGACGAUGAAGCUCCUGGAGCGCGCGAAGAAGGUCAUCGCGAUCGAGUACGACCACCGCAUGGUCCUCGAACUCACGCGGCGCGUCGCGGGCACGCCCUACCAGAGCCAGCUCACCAUCAUCCACGGCGACUUCAUGAAGGUCGACCCGCCGUACUUCGACCUCUGCGUCGCCAACGUGCCCUACAACAUCUCCUCCGGCAUCGUGUUCCGCCUCCUCGCGAAGCCCACCUUCCGCGCAGCCAUCAUCAUGUUCCAGCGCGAGUUUGCCAUGCGCCUCGUGGCGCAGCCGGGGGACCCGCUCUACUGCCGGCUCUCCGCGAACACGCAGCUCCUCUCGCGCGUGCACCACCUGCUCAAGGUCGGGCGGAACAACUUCCGCCCGCCGCCCAAGGUGGACUCGUCAGUGGUGCGCAUCGAACCGCGCCCCGGGCCGCCGCCCGUGAGCUUCCAGGAGUGGGACGGCCUCACGCGCCUCGCCUUCUCCCGCAAAAACAAGACGCUCGGGUCCAUCUUCAAGCAAACCAAGGUGCUGAGUCUUCUCGCGCAGAACUACAACACGCACCGCGCGCUGGUCGGCGCGGCGGGCGGGCAGCUCCCGCAGAACGACCUCAGCAAGUACGUGGCGCAGCUCGCGCACGGCGUCGACGACGACGGCGACGCGGAGAUGGACGACGCAGCCCCUGCGGCGCCGAGCGCGGGCGCCAGCAUGCCCGGAACGAUCGGGACGUCGACGGCGAAGGAGCGCAAGCGCGAGAACGCGGACUUCAAGGCCGCGGUGGCCAAGGUGCUCCAGGAGAGCGGGUACGCCGAGAAGCGGGGCGCCAAAAUGGACCAGGACGACUUCUUCAAGCUCAUAGGCGCGUUCAACAGAGUCGGCGUGCACUUCGCGUGA